AUGGCUCAACCUGGUGUUCUUUCUGUAAAACAAGUCAUCGGUGUGCGAAGUUUGGUCACGAACGGCUUGGCAUUUCAAGAUGAGCAGACCGUUGUAUACAUCGCUGGUGGAAAUAUUGUCCUAUAUGGUAUCGAUCAGAAAUCACAAAGAGUUAUUCCAUGUUCAAUCAACGCUCAAGCACUGACAACAAUGACUGUUAGUCCGAAUCGACGUGUGAUAGCCAUUGCUGAAAAAAUCAACGAUCAUCCAUCAGUGACCAUCUAUGAUCUUCAAACUGGUAAACGAAGAAAAACAUUACAACCUGAAACAAUGAAGUCUAGCGAUAUCGUUUCAUUACUGUUCUCACCGGAUUCGAAAUAUUUAUUGACGCAAGGUGGAGCUCCCGACCACUCGCUCAUCUAUUGGUCUUGGGAAAAAGGAAAGGUGAUGGCUAGCAUUGAUAUAAAAUCAACAACAGCUUCACAAGCGCCUGCCUCGGUUAAUCAGGUCUCGUUCAAUCCUCAAGAUAAUACUCAGAUAUGUGCGAUUGGCAAUGGCAUCUUCAGAAUGUUUCGAUAUAACGAAUCCGUAUUGAAACCAUCUCAAAAUCUUAAACAAGAGCAACACAAUUUCACUUGCCAUUGCUGGGUAUCGGAUGAACGAUUGUUAGCUGGCACUGAUCAAGGCAAACUGUUUUUGAUCCAAAACGGUGAAAUCCUUCAUGAGAUCAAACUUGAUGCAAAAUUUGAGUCACGAUCCGUAACAAGUCUACAUUCUGGUGACGAUCGUGUAGGCAUUGGUGAAAGUAACAUGGACAUUAAUCUCGAGGAUAAUUAUGCCAAUAAAUCUGAAGUGACAUGUAUCGUACCAUUUUCACGUGGUAUUCUGGUUGCUGCUGGCGUUAACAAAGUAUAUAUGUUCGAUCGAAUUGAUGACAAUCGAGAAUAUUAUCGACGUAAUCGAGAAAUUGUCUUGCCCAACAAUUCUGAGAAGAUGAAUAACCAACAAGUUGCUUCCAUGUGUUUAAGUCCUUCGGAAGAGACGUUAGUUGUUGCUACAGAUCAUCAACAAAUCUAUCAAGUUUCGUUUUCCAACAUCGAUAUCACCAAAGAUGUUGCUACGUUCACAUUCUUAGCAGAUGGCAAUCAUUGUGCUCAAGUGACUGGAUGUGAUACUUGUAUUCGAAAACAACUGAUCGCCACUUGCGGCGUCGAUAAAACCGUCCGAAUCUGGAAUUAUGAAACAGGUGCACUUGAGAUAUGUAAAGAGUUUCAAGAAGAAGCCUAUGCUGUUUCUCUACAUCCAUCGGGCUUGUUCAUUCUCGUUGGAUUUGCAGAUAAACUGAAAUUAUUCACAAUCCUGAUCGAUGACCUUCGUCUAUUCAAAGACAUUCCUAUCCGUGGUUGUCGUGAAGCGUUGUUUAGCAAUGGUGGACACUUAUUUGCUGCCGUACAUGGCAAUGUGAUUCAAAUCUAUUCUACAAUUACUCUAGACUCUGUCACCAGUUUAAAAGGACACAAUGGCAAAGUCCGACAGCUGGUUUGGUCACCGGAUGAUGCACGAUUGUUCUCGUGUGGUAUGGAUGGAGCCAUCUAUGAAUGGGAAGUGGCAACCUCGAAACGAUUACACGAGGCCGUUCUAAAAGCAUGUGGUUACACAGGACUCGGCAUUAGCGCUGAUGCUAAAACAGUAUUUGCUGUGGGUACUGAUAGAAAAAUUAAGGAAAUUUACGAAGCACAACAAAUCGUUCGUGAACUUCCAAUCACUCCGGACGACGUUCAGCCGACAUCGAUUGCAAUUAGUCAUACGGGUAAAUCUUUAUUAGUUGGCACUUCGAAAGGAACUGUUCGGUCAUACGCAUUCCCAUUAUCGAAACCGGAUGAAUUCACCGAAUACGUCGGACAUGUUGGCAUGAUCAAUCGAUUACGCAUCACAUAUCUAGAUGAAUAUGCUAUCACUGUCGGUGAUGAUGGUAUUGUCAUCAUAUGGACCUUACAAGAAGUUGGUAUUGCGAAAAAAGAGAAAGACAUCAUCUAUGCUGAGGAAAUUCUGAUUACAAAAAGUGACCUGGAAGAAAAAAACGCACUGAUACGUGAAUUGAAACAACGUGUGUCGGAAUUGCGUGAAGAGAAUGAUUAUCAAUUGAAACUGAAAGACAUGACUUACACGGAACGAAUUCGUGACUUAGGUGAUAAAUUAAUGCAAGAAAUGGAGAAUUUGAAAAUGAAACAUACCGUUGUUACUGCCGAAAAAGAAAAAGAGGCUAGUAAACAUGCUGAACAACUGCAUGAUCUUCUGGAAAAGCAAACCAAAGAAUUACAAGAUUUAGAAAGUUCCAAUAAUCAAAAGCUCAUGCUCGAAUAUGAGAAAUAUCAAGAUCUUCAAAGUAAAACCCAGAAAACCCAAGAAGACUACGAACGGCAAUUGACCGAAUUGGAAAAUAAGAAAGAAGAAGACGUCGCACGGCAACGAUUGAAAUACACCACGGAACUCGAGAAGAUCAAAAACCAACUAUUUGUCGAACAUGAGAAAGGCAAACAACAAUCGCGUGAUUACGAGGAAACUAAACGUCAAAUUGAAGAGGAUGCCGAUGAAGAAAUUCUCAAAUUAAUGCAAGCAAAUGAACAAGCGUUGAGUCAAUGCAAAGAAGAAAACGUCAAUUUGAGAAAUAAAAGUACAACCUAUCAACGAAAAGUGAAAGAUUUAGAAGAAGGUAUUCGAAAGAAAGAAGUCGAUUUGGGAAAUUCCAAGAGUGAAGAAGUAAAAUUACAGAAUAAUAUUCGUGGGCUGAAAAAGGAUAUCGAAGGAUUGAAAAAAGAAAUCCAAGAGCGGGAUGAAACCAUUCAAGAUAAAGAAAAACGAAUUUAUGAAUUGAAACGUAAAAAUCAAGAAUUAGAAAAAUUCAAGUUCGUCUUGGAUUAUAAGAUCAAAGAAUUGAAGAAACAAAUUGAACCGCGUGAAAUUGAAAUCAAAGAUAAAAAGGAACAAAUUACAAAUAUGGAAGCUGAGCUUGAACGAUUGAGUAAAAGCAAUGAUGAAGAAAAACUGAAAAAUGAAGAAUUACGUUCGAAACUAAAUGCGUCCUCUCUAGCUUUACAACAAGAAAAACAAAUGAAACGAGAUUCGGAACUGGCUUUGAAACGUAUCAAAACAGAUAUUCACAAUUGUUCAGCAUUGAUUACCGAACCAAAAUUAUUGACACAACGCGUUGCCGAGAUCUAUGCUCAAUAUGUUCGAGAAGAUGCGACCGAAGAAGCCAAUAUCGAUCAAGACAUAACUAAAGAAUAUGCUCGACAACGUGAUCAUCUCGAACGAACUGUUCGAAGUUUAAAGGCUAAAGUUGAUAAGGACUCCGAAAGACACAAAACAGAAAACAUUCGUAUCAUGCAAGAAAACGUCACGUUAAUCAAAGAAAUCAACGAUCUACGACGCGAAUUGAAAGCUGCUCGAGUUAAGUUACAAGAACUUCAAACAGCUAUGGGUAUCAGUCGUAAAACAGCUGCACGUACCACAGAAGAUAUUGUUCAAGCAUUGAAUACACAUCAGAACGCACACAUUGUCAAAGAAAGACAAGGAGAAUUAGAGAAUUUAAUCCAACAUCAACGCCAGGAAAUUCAACGACUUCACGAACAAAUUGCUAUUAUGGAGUCCGGCAAUAGACGUAGUAGUUCAGCAACUGGUAAUCGAUCGCGUCCGACCUCGGGACAACUGCCACCGAUCCCAUCAGCAUUAACAGCUCAUUGA
Molecule: messenger RNA, 3723 nt
Organism: Adineta ricciae
Lineage: Eukaryota; Metazoa; Rotifera; Eurotatoria; Adinetida; Adinetidae
Source: the annotation of a GenBank genome assembly